This is a messenger RNA of Miscanthus lutarioriparius, 840 nucleotides long. The record is from the annotation of a GenBank genome assembly. NCBI's taxonomy places the organism in Eukaryota, Viridiplantae, Streptophyta, Magnoliopsida, Poales, Poaceae.
AUGGCGCCGCCGCCGGAGGAGGAGAAGCCGCUGCCGCGGCCAGAGCCAGAGCCAAAGCCGCCGAAGCCCAAGCCGAAGGUGCCGGAGCCGCCGAAGCCCAAGCCGGCGGGGCCGUUGCCUGAGCGGGACGGGGACGGGGACCCCGCCGUCGUCGUCGCCACCACGUCCCCGCCGGCGGACCUCUUCUGCGCCGACACCUGCUCCGGCGCAUGCGCUUACUUACCGCACUGCCAGCGGUCGCCCCCGCCGUCGUCGCGCGGGACCACCUUGCACCUGCGCUCGAGCCGGCUCCCCACCCCGCUCAUCGCGCUCUCGGCGUCGCUCCUCGCCGUCUCCGCGGUCCUCCUGCUCGUGCUGCUCGUCCACCGCCUCGUGGCGCAGCGGCGCAGGCGGCGGCGGGCGCGGGACGCGGCGCUGGCGCUGGCUCACCACGGCGAGGAGGGAGGAGGGGGCCACCAGGUGCUGGCUGGCGCGGUGGCGCAGGAGGUGGGGGAGGAGGAGGCCGACGGCGGCGGCGGCGUGCACCACGUGUGGUACAUACGGACCAAGGGCCUCGACGAGCGCGCCAUCGCGGCCAUCGCCGCGGUGGUGUACGACGCCAAGCAGCGCCGGGGCAGUGGCGGAGGGGGCACCAACGGCGACGACGGGGACGGGGACGACGGCAGCUGCGCGGUGUGCCUCGCGGAGUUCCGGGACGGCGAGACGCUGCGCCUGCUGCCGCGGUGCGGCCACGCGUUCCACCGCGGGUGCAUCGACACCUGGCUCCGCGCCCACGUCAACUGCCCGCUCUGCCGCGCGCCCGUCCAGGUCGCCCUCGCCGCCUCCGCCAACAAUCCCUAG